This is a messenger RNA of Salvelinus fontinalis (brook trout), 7956 nucleotides long. Its product is annotated as polypeptide N-acetylgalactosaminyltransferase 3-like. The transcript has 12 exons. Lineage: Eukaryota; Metazoa; Chordata; Actinopteri; Salmoniformes; Salmonidae. Gene Ontology annotation, cellular component: Golgi apparatus. The coding region runs from base 4163 to 6040 and encodes 625 amino acids. The record is from RefSeq and is a predicted model, not a curated record.
GCCAUCAUAAAAAUGUCAGGAAUUUUAACCACUUUAAAAUGGACAUACAGUACAUCCAUAAUUUCAAAGCUCACUACAUUGAAUUGCACCUCAUUUAAAAGUAAAUAUUAUUGAGAAUUGAACAAACUGGACUAUAUGUAGUAAGUUACUUUGAAGAGAUGGUAAUUGGGUCUAAGUAGAUGUUUGUCAUUUGGUAGUCUAAAUUCAAUGUAUUUGUCUUUACUGCCAUUUCCCGGAAGUAAGACCCUUCCCACACACCAAAUCACUUUCCUCACCUUCAGAAGCAUCUACAUUCACCAAAUAUUGUGUGGUUAUCCUUAGAUAUAGGGUGCGUUCGUAAAUUCACACUGGAGUGCCAGAAUGCUCUCAGUGUGCUCUGGGCAUUCGUAAAUUCAGAGCGUUUCGCUCUCGGAGUGUUCAGGGCGCACACUGGAUGCUUUUGGCCGAGGAGUAGGGUUGAUCAGACACAAUUGCAGUCAAGCACUCAAGCUAGAUGGCUAAAGGUCCAGUGUUGGACCCUGAACAUAAAUGAAAGAACAUCUCACUCUAUUUGCAUCGCCCUAGCAGAGCUGGUUAGGCUGUUUUCAUGCUGCUGGCAACAAUUGAAUUACGCAUUUUUGCUGACGUUUACUGACACCGGCCAUAUUCAACGGGUGUUGAGUGUUUGAAAAAUUCAUCAAUCAUUCUGCGCGUGUUGAGUGUUCGUAAAAUCCAUCAGUUAUUCUGUGCUCUGGCACAUGCAGACGAGAGUGCUCUGAAAUCGGAGUAAAUAGCCAGAGUGAAUAUAUGAACGCACCCAUAUUCUCGAGACUUGCCCAGAGGGAAUUGUUGAUAUGUUGUCAGUUAUUUAUUCUAGAUAACGUUUUCUUCAGAAACAUUUGCCAAAAAUGCUUUAUACAUACAUGUCUUUAGUAUUUUACAGAUAGACAAAUUGUAAAAUAAUUUAUGCACAAUCUGCUCUGAUUAAAUCCACUUCUGGAGUGUCUUAACAAAAUAGAACCAAAAUAUUAACGCUGACUUAAUCCAGUGUCCUGAAAAAUGUAUUUGUUGGAUAUACAAAUAUGUGUAUAUUUAAUGAGACUUUGCAUAUUUUAAUACAAUAUUUCAUUUUUUUUUAAAUAUAAAAAUAAGUAUUAUAUUGUUAUCUACAUUCAACUGGUAAAAGUGUAUUGUGAUUUGAUUAAGGGGGGGAGGGGAUCCUCUAUUAGAGUGUGGUACCUGGCCUUAAAUAUAUGAACUUUAAAUGCAUCUAAAUUGUUUUUAAAUCGUUAACUCCUUAUUAAGGCAUUGUCAUUACAUAGCAAAUCAGACAUGGGUUACGUCCCAAAUGGCCCUGGUCAAAAGUAGUGCACUUCAUUGGGAGGGUGCCAUUUGGGAUGGAGACAUGCAGUUAUUUCCAAGUUAGGAAUGAAUGUGUGCAUCUAACUCAGUGCCAGUCAGUUACAUUAGACUUGAUCUAGAUUUUAUGGUGUCAUCCACUCUGUUGAUAAUGUUGUUUUGCUGUUGUUUGUUAUACAUGUAAGGUUGUUAUUUUUUAAUGAAGGGAAAUACCACUCUGGGAGUGGACAGAACCCUCCCAUAGGGAAGUUAAGGGUACUAUAUUGAAUGUUGACUCCCACUGCCAAGACACACACCCAAACUCUUAAGUAUUGUACCAGUAGCCUAAUGACCAUUGAGCUUUGUUAAUGACCCAGAACAUGUCUUUCAAAUGGUUUUCUUUCCAACAGUAUUUGAAAAGUAAUCUAUGAAGUUUAAGUUAUAAGAACAGCACGUACAUUAUGCCAAUUACCAGUGUAUCGAGAAAUAAUAUUGAAAAGUUCACAUACACACCGUAAUGGGGAGUAGUGAACUACAUGUAGUUCAAUUAGUAAUUGAAUUAGCUUGGUGGUAGUUGAACUAAAUUCAAAUCUUGGUAGUGUUUUCACUAGUUAAUUCCUUUUUGCCAUGUAACUAGUGGAACUACACACUACUAUUUUUUGCAAAAAUAGUUGAAAAAAUAUUGGUAGGCAAUAUUUCCUUUAUUUUUCACAAUCAGACCUGCCUAAUUUUCACAAUGUUUGUGUUUAAUCGGCUAAAUUACGCAUUAUGUAAACAUCUGACUCUAGAGUGACUUGUUCUUGCAAUUUGUAGUCUAUGACAUUUCACAUUUGAUCAUUUUUCAUGAAGUAGUUUGGAUGAAGUGAACUACUUUUUCAAAGUAACUUUACUUCAGUCAUCUAAAUGUUUCUUAAGGGUAGCUUUACUUCAGUCAACUAUGUUUCUAAAGGCUAGCUUUAGUUCAGUCAACUAAAUGUUUCUUAAGGGUAGCUUUACUUCAGUCAACUAAAUGUUUCUUAAGGGUAGCUUUACUUCAGUCAACUAAAUGUUUCUUAAGGGUAGCUUUACUUCAGUCAACUAAAUGUUUCUUAAGGGUAGCUUUACUUCAGUCAACUAAAUGUUUCUUAAGGGUAGCUUUACUUCAGUCAACUAAAUGUUUCUUAAGGGUAGCUUUACUUCAGUCAACUAUAUGUUUCUUAAGGGUAGCUUUACUUCAGUCAACUAUAUGUUUCUAAACGGUAGCUUUAGUUCAGUCAACUAAAUGUUUCUUAAGGGUAGCUUUACUUCAGUCAACUAUAUGUUUCUUAAGGGUAGCUUUAGUGUAGAUUAGAAUAUUCCAGUGGGAAGUAAUUGGUAGCUUGGUAAACUAUAUCUCCAGAGUAGCUCCCCCAACACUGCAUGCACACACACUAAUGGAAAUUGUAUGCAGUGACUUUAUGUUUUGUAAAGAGUGGAUAUUAAGAAUAUAGAAUGAAUAUUCCAACAGUAACUGUUUAGUUAUUACUUUUUCAGUUAUGGACAUAUAAGAGACUUGCUGUUCUACUAUUCAUAUAUGCCUAUUUCAACUAGAAUAUGUAAUAGAGACCAUUCCUGUAUUAAUGCAAAAAGUCACUUCCACAACUCUGAGCAUGUGCUGUAGGCUAAGUACCAAGAAGGAGAGGAGAACAGACAUGGUGAACUGUGUCACUUGUUGAUCCUACUUGACAAGACUCCUAACUGGGCACCGGAGUAUUCCUUCUCAGAAUGGCUACCGCGUCCACGUCUUUUCUUUACCCCCUCAAGCAUCGAACACUUUAUGAAUACCAUAUGCCAGGGUGAUUUGGCAAACAGGAAUAUGUUGGGAUAUGUCUCAGAGGGUCCAAAAUGUUCGGUGAGUGGCACAUUUUCAGUCAUUACUUUUCUUCAGGCUAGAGGAUAAAAACUCAAGCUUGGACUUUGAUUCUAUUGUAAACCGUAACGUUAAACGUAUGAGCCUGUCGUGUAAUGCUCUUUACUGAGCCAUCUGAUAAGUUAUUCUGUAGCUUAUUCUGUUGCUACCGGUUGUGCUUGACUAUUUGACAAUUCUGAUCAACAGUUCGCUCUCUUAUUGUAUGACUAUACUUAACAUUCACACGCUACAUAAUCUAGCAUAGCUCAAAUUAAUAUACAUUUAUGCUCACUUACUUCUGAAGGGUAGACCUAUACCGCGUCUUAUGUAGGCGACCUCCUAUUAUUCUUCUAAGUAGCCUGAUUGGAUGCGGUGCUUGUGAGAGAGGUAUAGGAUACGUUCCUCUGCUAUUUGUAACCCAGCAACAGUCUCAAUGAAUGGCUGGCUGAACAAAUCCUAUUAUUUUAAGAAUUGACACCAUUAUUAGAUCAGACCUAUCCCGCAGAGUCGACUAUUUCCAAUAUUGCCUGAGACAAAGUGACUGCAAGCUAACACUUUUUAAUUUGGGGCACACGGAGAGGUCUAGCUUUGUAGCUGGAGUAAAUCAAAGUGAUUUUUGCAACUGCCACAAAUAGACGCAUACUUUAUGCCCAAAUGACAAAUUCAUAAUUUGUUCUCAGAAUGCCUGCUGCUUUGCAAUGUUUCACUCAUGUAAUAAUUGCAUGGCUUUGGGGUUUGACAGGAAGAUCCGCUCUACGUACGCGUGCCAACUAAAAACGGUUCCACCCUCUACCUGAAAGGAGCGCACCUGGAUCCAACGAGACGGAAGUAGUUUCAGAGAUUGAGAAACGCUCCACAACUGGUUUGGAUUUCAGUUCCCAUCCUUAUUAUGUAAUGUCCAGGUUACCUCCUUGCAACUGACAGUGUGUUUGGUGAAGUGCAGUGUCAAGGAAAUCUACCCCACGCAUCUCCAGAAGAAUGAGUGGUCUCCGCAGAGUUCUCAGAAGGCGAUUACACCCCUUGAAACUGGUGAUUGUGGCCCUUAUCUUUGUCACAUUUCUCUUCCUUAUACAACGUGAGGUGGUAAGCCAAAGUCCCACACAAGAAGAGCCCUGGCUGAAGGAGAUGGCUGUCAAGCGGGAUGCUGUGCUGGGCAUGGUGAUGGGGGCCGUCAAUAACUUCAGGGACGCCAUGCCAAAGAUGCAGAUCAAAGCCCCAGUGCGUCAGCAGGAGACUGCAGGGGACUUCUCCUGUUUGUCAGGGACCUACACGGCUGCUGAGCUGAGGCCAGUCCUAGAGCGUCCACCUCAGGACCCCAAUGACCCCGGAGCCUCUGGGAAGCCCUUUCACACAGACAAACUGAGCCCUGCUGAACAGAAGGAGAAGGAUCGGGGAGAGGAGAAACACUGCUUUAACCUCUACGCCAGCGACCACAUCUCUCUCAGCCGUGACCUGGGCCCUGACACCAGACCACCAGAAUGUAUCGAGCAAACAUUCAAGCGUUGUCCCCCCUUGCUGACCACCAGCGUGAUCAUUGUGUUUCACAACGAAGGCUGGAGCACUCUGCUGAGGACGGUGUACAGCGUCCUUCACACCUCCCCUGCCAUCUUCCUCAAGGAGAUCAUCCUGGUGGACGAUGCCAGUGUGGACGAUGCAUUGAAGGAGGAGCUGGAUGAGUAUUUGAAGCGGCUACACAUUGUGCGCGUGGUACGUCAGCGGGAGAGAAAGGGCCUGAUCACUGCUCGGCUGCUGGGAGCCUCUGUGGCCACUGGAGACAUCCUCACCUUCCUUGACGCUCACUGUGAAUGCUUCAAUGGCUGGCUGGAGCCUCUACUGGCCAGGAUAGCAGAGAAUUACACUGCGGUAGUGAGUCCUGACAUCACAACCAUUGACCUCAACACCUUUGAGUUUGUGAAGCCCUCGCCAUACGGACAGAACCACAACCGUGGUAACUUUGACUGGGGCCUGUCCUUUGGCUGGGAGAGUCUACCGGACCACGAAAAACAACGGAGAAAGGAUGAGACAUAUCCUAUCAAGACACCGACUUUUGCUGGGGGACUCUUCUCUAUCUCCAAGGACUACUUCUAUCUUAUCGGAAGCUAUGAUGAACAAAUGGAAAUCUGGGGAGGGGAGAAUAUCGAAAUGUCUUUCAGAGUGUGGCAGUGUGGGGGUCAGCUAGAAAUAAUCCCUUGCUCCAUCGUGGGUCAUGUGUUCCGCACCAAGAGUCCGCACACCUUCCCCAAGGGCACCCAGGUGAUCGCACGCAACCAGGUGCGGCUGGCCGAGGUCUGGAUGGACGACUACAAGGAAAUCUUCUACCGACGCAACCAACAAGCUGCACAGUUGGCCAAAGACAGGGCCUUCGGAGACAUCGCGCAGCGUGUGGACCUCCGGGAGCGGCUGCAGUGCAAGAGCUUCUCCUGGUAUUUGAAGAACGUGUAUCCAGAGGUCUUCAUGCCCGAUCUCAACCCACUCCACUUCGGCUCGGUGAAGAAUGUAGGUAAAGACUCGUGUCUGGAUGCAGGGGAGAACAACGAAGGAGGGAAGCGGCUGAUCUUGUAUCCAUGCCACGGACUCGGAGGAAACCAGUAUUUUGAGUACUCGACCCAUCACGAGAUCCGGCACAAUAUUCAGAAGGAGCUGUGUUUGCAUGGGACGGAGGCAGCCGUGAAGCUGGAAGACUGCCAGUAUAAAGGCCGCAUCACAUUUGUAGGAGCAGAACAGAAGUGGGAGUUAAGGGAGAACCAGUUAUUCUUCAUCCCACGAUGGAAUCUGUGUCUGAGUGCCCGUCAUGAGCACCCCUCCUUGGUUGCCUGUAACCCCUCAGACAGAUACCAACUGUGGCUCUUUGUCUGAGGACAUGACACACAUGGACCUCGGCACUAGUGAUGACGUGUGCCUGGGCAUUCUAGGACCAUUAGAACAAGUAGCAAUUGGCGUACAUUUUUAAAUGUAUUAUCAAAUUGAAUGUGUAUUUAUUUUUAUACGUAGAAGAACUGCUGCUGGAAAGUUGGGGAUUUUGAGGAGAAUAUGCAAUCUCGGGAAGGAAGCAUUCAAACUGAUACUGAAGACUUAAAAAAGGAAUACACUUUUUUUUAUCAUGAUUCGUGUUAAGGGAUUAUUUUUCUUCUGCCAUUCAAGCCAACCGCUGAUUGUGGAUUGAUGGCACUACCUGGGACUGAAAUUAGUGACUUUGGAUGGGUACUUAAUGAAGAGAGAUUUCCACUAUUGUCUUUUUCUCUUUUGUUUCUGUCUUACUCCAGAGGGAAAUUAACGUUCCAAUUUAUUUUAUUUAAUUACAAAGGCUUGUUCUUUAUUGCCUACACUGAAUAAUUUAUUAAUACAGUAGAUAUGUGAAAACCAACAACAAAAUGGGAUCUCAAACAAUGGAAUAGUGCACGUGCCUUUUGCAUAAACAGAAUAAUUAAGAUUGUAUGCACCAAAGACUCGUCAAGGGUUACUUUUCUAUUAAAAUAAAUGUUUGUAUUAUAGGUUAUUCAAUAUCUACCACUACUGCCUCUUUUUGUUAUGCAAAGUAAUUAUAUCAGGAAGGUACUAGACAUGCAUUCUCCCUUACCACCGCUAGAGGGUCUGAUUCCCCUCUCACCCAGCUGGUUUUCCUCACAAGCCAAUUGAGAACGAUAUCAAUGCGCUGCCCAUACAGUGCCUCUGGUUAUCUUAUAUACUUUGAACAGCUAAUUUUUAUUAAAUGUACAUUUUCCAAAGUUGCAUUUUAACGAAGGGCUUGAGUUGUGUGGUACUGUUAUAUUUGGCAUCCCAAAUUCCUAAUAAUCUGGUAUUUGCAAGAUAAGUCAUCUUUUAUUUUGCUUUUCCGUAUUGCUUUUACGGGACGUUCAGAGGUGUUUUAAUCAUAAGUGUGUUUACCUUUCUGGGACAGGCUUUAGUAACGUAACAUUUUCAAACACAAUUCCACAGUCACAGAGGUGGUAUUUCAAACAAUCAGUUUUGUACAGUUUGAUUGCAUACAUUUUUGGGGGGUAACUUUAUCUCUCUACAAGAAUAGCUGGAUUUUUCUUGGGCCCCAGCCCCCAGGUACUUGUAGCAAACAAUUUAAUCAAGUAAACUAAUGUUUUAGAUGUCGGGUUUUAGGGAAUAAUGUAAGGUUGACACAUCUUAACAAAAGGUACUUUGAGAUGAACAAUGGAUAGUUUAGUUGUUUGUAAUGUCUUUUUCAAUGCUUGACAACACAUUUAGAAGAAAAAAUAUAUAUUUCGAAUAAAAUGCAUUUACAUGUUUUUGUAUAAUGUUCAUGGGGAUUGCAAAUGUUUUUUAAUGUGUAGGCUAAAAUGGGAUCUGUAGAAAGGGAAACAUUUUAAGCUUUGUUUACAACAUGGAAUAUAUGAUUGUAGUUUUGAUUCAAGUCUCAGAAUUCCCAGUAUCCCACAGACAUCAGUGUUUUGAUCCAAGGAUGUGGGCUAGUUUAUACACAUCUAUGUUUGUGUCAGAGUGUUAACUGACAAUGGAAUGUUAGAAUUUUGUUGAAUUUAGGGAUAUGCCUGGUUCUAGAACCGAAUGCGCUCGUGAGUGAGUCUUCGAUUUGGAUACUUGAGGUUUUUCAUUUCUUAUGUUCAACAGGAGAGGGCGCUGUGCACAAAAUAAUUUAUCCUUGACGCAUCCCUGUCCAUAAUUUUUACUGGGCCUUCAGUUAUUGCAGGUGUACCCUUUCUCUAAACACACGUAGAGCAGAUAUAUAUAUAUUUUUACAGAAAGAGUUCAAGCUAAAAUCAUUAAACAUAUGAAGAAAAGUAACA